AUGGCAUCGAUAAGGCACACGGUUCGACCGGCAUGGCCGCUACCGUUGCAGCUGAUAAUCGGCGGCAUUUGUGUGCUGCUGAUGCUACAGGAUCAUCCCCAUCAUGUGGCGGAGGCCACGAUACCGACGAUUGAUAAUAUCGUAAAAAUCCUACAAUCACCCGUCGUGCAGCAACUGAUUCUUCCCCGACCACUGGUAGCCGCCGAUCCGAGUGUUGUUGCAAACGAACCAGCAACCAUGCCAGCCCCGGUCAAGAAGGAUCCCAAAAAACCAUCGCACAUGAGCGACGACAAGGAAAAAGCGCCUUCGAAAGACAGACAGGAACAAAACGGUGCUCAGGAUGAAAGUGUCCGUACGUUCCUGAUACCGCGCACCCGCUCCCUGCCGGGUUGUCCGCUGUGCGAUGCAUCGGUUUACAGUUACUGCGACGAAAAGGUGUACCAUGACGCGUGCUGCUGUGGUUCCAUCAACGGGGCGGCACCGUUCGGUGGUGGUGGUGGUGGAUUUGGCGGAUUCGGAGGAUUCGGUCGGCAAGGUGUCGGUCGACAAGGUUUCGGUGGCGGCGGUUGCGGAUACCAAGGUUGCUCCUUCCUGUACGCCAACUCUUGCUACGAACACCAGUUGAUAGUGAACUGUUGCUGCAAUUCGCCAUACUAG
This is a messenger RNA of Anopheles marshallii, 657 nucleotides long. RefSeq lists its product as uncharacterized. NCBI's taxonomy places the organism in Eukaryota, Metazoa, Arthropoda, Insecta, Diptera, Culicidae. The record is from RefSeq and is a predicted model, not a curated record. The transcript has 2 exons. The coding region runs from base 1 to 657 and encodes 218 amino acids.